AUGAAACUACAGCUAUUUAUUUUUCGAAAAAAUUUUUCGCACAUUGCCUAUGGGGAACUUCGAUUGGUCUCGAUCACUAUAUGGUGGAAAACACGUGGCGAGAGACUCAAACCAAAUAUGGUCAUCAAAUUGACAAUGAGUAAUGACCGAUACGACAAGAUACGGCAGAUGGUGGAGGACGGCGGGGAAGCGAUAGAUUCGGAAGCGAAAAAGGUCGAUAAGGGACUAAAGACACCGCAGGUGGGGGCUAUUUUGUUCAGCAGAUAUUCGUUGUGGGACCUAGAGGAUGGUCGGUGCAAAAGCUUCUCUUUUCAUUGGUGGAGAGUGAAACGAGAGAAGAGACACACUCACAACAUUCAUUCGUUUGCCGGGAAAGAGACGAGGGGGCUUUAG
Molecule: messenger RNA, 393 nt
Organism: Caenorhabditis briggsae
Lineage: Eukaryota; Metazoa; Nematoda; Chromadorea; Rhabditida; Rhabditidae
Exons: 2
Coding region: 1-393 (130 amino acids)
Source: RefSeq, a predicted model, not a curated record